UCGAUUUCCAUGUCGAUUCUCUGACGUCAUACGUGAUCCAUCGAAAAUGGAAUUGGUGUUGAAUGUCCUGCUCAUCGCUGGCCUGCAGUUCGCAAAUGGGCGUGAGUAUCAUUUCCCAAUCAGCAAUUGGAGUCGGGGGAGCCUGGAGGAAAAUGCUUUGCAGACUAGUAGCGGCAACUAUCCUGGAAAUUCAAUGCGACAAUUCAACUACCAGAGCGAUUCGAUUCAGUGGAUCGACCUCAUCGCCGGCAGCCGUAUGGACCACGGCGGUGUCCGUGGUCGAACAAAGCGCUCCGCAUUUUGCAAAGCGACAAGCAUUCUUGGCGACGCUGGGACUGUGUCUGGCCUUGGUGCCACAAUAGGGGGAUUUGUUGGUCCCAUUGGAUCUGCUGUUGGAGGCGCGGUAGGACUAAUCGGCGGGGCCAUAUUUGGAAUAGUAAAAUCCAGCCAGAACGAGGAUGGCUGCGAUGAGUCAAAAGUUAUUCCAGACGCAUUGAAUGACGUCCAGACCAAGUUGGGAGACAUUAGCGAUAAAAUUGAUGACGUGGGAAGUAACGUCCAAAUCGGCCGAGAGGAGAAUAAAAUCAACCAUCGGAUCACUCAAGAUCUCGUGCAAGUCUCAAGGCAAGAAAAUGAUAUUAACUUCCAAAUCAACAGGGGCUUGAUCAACCUGGGCAGAGUUGAGAAUAACAUCAACUUCGGCAUCAACCGCGCUUUGAUACAACAAGGAAGGCAAGAAAACUUAUUGAACUUUGCCAGAACUCAGGGUCUUGUCAAUCAAGGAAGGGUGGAGAACGAGAUAAACUUUCAAAAGACCCAGGGAUUGGUAAAUCAGGGGAGAGUGGAAAAUUUCAUCAACUUCAAUGAGACUCAGGGCUUGAUUAACGAGGGAAGACAUGAAAACCUGAUGAAUUUUGCCUUGACCCAAGGACUCAUCGAUCAAGGGAGAGAAGAAAACCAAGCUAACUUUGCCAUUACAAGAAGUCUCAUAAAUCGGGGAAGGGAAGAGAACCAAAUCAAUUUCAAGGUAACCAAAGGACUAAUCCAUAAAGGAAGGAGAGAGAACCUGAUCAACUUUGGCAUCACACAAGACCUCAUCACCCAGGGUCGAUGGGAAAACUUGAUGAAUUUCAAAGUCAUUGAGGGAUCUGUUGCCGAACUAAGGGAUGAUACCCAAAAAGGUUUCUCCUUCCUGUCAAAACAGGCUAAUAGAAAUCUUGAAGCCAUCACAAUAGCUCGACUAGAUGUGAUGCAGAGGUUUAAUAGCGCUUAUAAACUUCUGGACAGAAACUUUAAUGCAACAAAUGCUGGUCGUGUAGAAAAUUUGAGAAACUUCGAAAUCACGAAAAACUUGAUCAACCAAAUCGGAGACACUGUGAUUCGCAAUCAAGCUCAAGCAAUGGCUGAGCGUAUGCUUUUCUAUACAUCAACUGUCAAUCUCAUCAGAGAAUCCACCAAUGAAACAAUCAGUGCAAUCGAUGACGCCAAGCAAACCAUUUUGAGAGCCAUUGACAAAAGCAGGGUGGAGCCUAUACUAUCGAAGCUAACCACAUUUUUAGAAUAUUUCAAUGGUGAAUUGGAGGGAAUCAAAUCAUCCAACACGAAGCAAAUUUUGGCAAAGCUUCAAGAACCAAAUGGAUUCCUGUUUUACCUUGCAGAGUCCAGGACACCACGGGGCGUCAACAGUCUUCACUCCCUCCUCUCAGACAUCAUUAAUCAAGGUCUGGCUAUUCCUAAGAACUCUGAGGACGAAAUGGCUUUGAUUGCUCUGGAUGCUCUCUUCACUGGCACUCAAACCUAUGUCUCAGUCCUUGCAUUUCUCAUGGAAGCCUACUCGUUCCUUGCUGAUCAUUAUUACAAAGAGAUGAAUGUUGAACAAUUUCAUUAUCAUAUAACAUUGAUCAAUGUCAGAUACAAUGAUUUCAAGAGGUCACUGAAUAAUGGCAUAAUUGAUCAAGUCGCUGACAUUCUUCUCCAAGUGCAAAGAACCGGAUUUGUGGAAAGGGAGAUGUUGUUUUCAACACGACGCAAUAAUCUUGAAGCAUUGAGGAAGAGCAUUGUUAACUUUGACACGACUUUGAAAACUCUUCAAACCGAACCAGCAACGAUACAGAGAAAGCCCGAGUUUCCAUCUUCAAAAGACAAUGCGGUCUCCCAUGGACCUUGGAAACAAGGAAGAACAGUGAGCUAUGCAAUCCAAUAUAAAUUCAACAACAUUUUAUCCAAAAUUGGUGAAUUCACGAAAGGAUUUCCUCUAGCGGAAGGUAUGGCCAACCCUAAAAUACAUGUCCCGUCAGCUCCAUCUGGAGUAACAAGUCGUUUGAUUUUCCGAAAGUUUGACAAGGAAAAGCCAGAAUAUGUGGGAACCAUUGCUGGCAACAAGCCGACUUACUUCCAAGACAUCGACAAGGACCUAUUCAAUGCGGCUGGGAGUCUCAAUGAGGAUCUGAGUUUGCUUGAAGUAAAGAGUUUUUUAGAUUCAAGAGCAAGUAUUUCGGCCAAAUUCGAUGAUGGUAUGACUGCUCUGCACAAAGCAUCUGCAACUGGAAAUAGCCGAAUCGUGGAAAAAUUUAUUGAAGCUGGAGCCGACUUAAAUGCUUCAGAUCUUCUUGGUCACAAACCAAUUCAUCAUGCUGCAGAAACUGGGUAUAUCGAAACUAUGAGAAAACUUUUUUCAUUGGGUGCUGAUGUGAACUCCAAGACCAGAGAAGAUCUCACACCAUUGCACAUGGCAGCGCUUUAUGGGAAUGGAGAAGUUUUAGAAUACCUUUUGACUUUAAAGGAUAUUGAAGCAAAUGCUGUCACAAAGGACAAUUUUAUUGCCUUUCACUUGAGUGUUUUGGCUGGGCAUUUUUCUGCGACCCGCAUCUUGGCUGAUUAUGAUGGUGUGAAUGUCAAUGCACCAGAUGACAAUUUUUUCACACCACUCCAUCAUGCUGUGGCUACGGAAAACAAAGAAAUAUUGAAAUUAUUACUCCAAAGUCCAAGAAUAAACGUCAAUGCAAAAGCUUCAGAUGAUUUAACCGCGCUCCAUUUGGCUGUCGCAUCAGGCAAUAAAGAGAUCGUGGACAUGCUUUUGACUCAAAGUAACGUCAACAUUUUGUCCCAGAGUGCUGGUGGAUAUACAGCAUUGCACAUGGCUGCAGCAAAUGGACAUUCUCAAGUUUUACAGUCACUCCUGAACAGAUUGUCAACGGACUCAGAAAGUAUCAAUUCCUUAUCUGCUGAAAAAUGGACUCCACUUCACUUGGCGAUAUCCUUCAAGCAUGUUCAAACCGUUACUCGGCUUCUCCUACACUCUAACAUAGACAUCGAUGUCAAGGCAGAGGGCGGCUUGACACCUUUGCAUUUAGCUGCUGGUACAGACCAGGCAAAAGUUGUCUCAAAACUGAUGUUGUUGGAAGCCAAUUUGGAAGAGCAAUCGGAUCUUGGUUUGAGAGCAUUACAUUAUGCUGUCUGGUAUGGUAGGAAGAAUGCUGCAUCCAUUUUACUCAAAGAGGCUGAUGUCAAUGCCAAGGCACCAUUUGGUCUCACUCCACUCCACUUAGCUGUCAUUGGGAAUCAUGUCAACGUUGUUGAACAACUGACAGCAAGUGCAAAUAUACAAAUUCACAGUGCUACCGAAAGUGGGUCCACUGCUCUGCAUUUUGCUGCUGUUAGUGGGAACAAUGCCAUCGUUAUGCACCUUUUGCAACAUGGAGCUAAAGUGAAUGCGAAGGACAAGUUUGGAAUGACCGCAUUUGAUAUGGCCAUUGAGAACAAACAAAAUUCGACAUCCAAUCUGCUGAAGUUACAUGGAGGAAAAUCCUCAAUCCACAUGGGCACUACGGCUCUUCAUGAAGCUGCUUACUAUGGAAGAGAUGAAGUAAUUGCUGAGCUGCUGAAUGCAGGGGCAAAAAUCAACCAGCAGAAGGAGACAGUAAAUGGCUGGGCUGCAAUUCACAUAGCAUCACUCAGAGGGCAUCGGAGUACAGUGACCCUUUUGCUGGAAAGAGGAGCUGACAUUAAUCUCGCAACCUUGGACAAGCAAACAGCCAUCGAUGUUGCUGAAAAUAAUGGACAAGAGGAAAUAACUAGUUUUCUGAAGCAACGUGGUGGUCAGGCCUUUGAUUGCAUCGGAUUGAAAAAUAUCAACAAGAAGGAUUCAAAAGGGUGGACUCCCCUUCAAUAUGCAGUCCACGAGGGGAAUCGCGAAAAAAUCAAGACGCUUCUGAAGUGUGGCGCUACACAAGACAUCUUGGAGCUCCUGCCUGCAGGACUUGAUCCCAAAGUGGAAAAGAAAGAUGUGGCUAUUGCACUCAACGUGGCUGCCGCUAACGGUAAUAUGCCAGAUGUUAAGGCACUCCUCGAGAAAGGGGCUGAUGUAAACUUCAAAUCUGCUGACGGUAAGACCCCUUUGGACCUUGCUCUGGAUAAUGGGCACUAUGAUGUUGCAGAUGUCCUGAUAGAAUAUGGUGGAAUUCAGAGCUGA
This is a messenger RNA of Darwinula stevensoni, 4471 nucleotides long. The record is from the annotation of a GenBank genome assembly. NCBI's taxonomy places the organism in Eukaryota, Metazoa, Arthropoda, Ostracoda, Podocopida, Darwinulidae.